Ceratina calcarata is the source of this 2783-nucleotide messenger RNA. RefSeq names its product DC-STAMP domain-containing protein 2-like. Bases 1 to 2736 code for a protein of 911 amino acids. The transcript is spliced from 12 exons. Lineage: Eukaryota; Metazoa; Arthropoda; Insecta; Hymenoptera; Apidae. Gene Ontology annotation, cellular component: membrane. The record is from RefSeq and is a predicted model, not a curated record.
AUGGCAUUUUUCCAACUAGCUCUGAAAGCCAGAAAAUUAGAAAAGGUCAGGCAAACAUAUGAGGAUGAGAAGAUUUUGUCAAUCGACAUCGCAAAAGGUGCAAAACCGCGGUACACAUUGAAACAACGGUUUCGUCGCAGAAGACUAUGGUUUAAGAAGAAGUUGAAGCAUAUUCUUAGCAAAAUUUUUGAUGUCAUCCCGAAAGACGCAUGGAUAUAUAAAAAGUACAUUGCGAUUCGUACCGAGGAUACGUGGGAAAAUUACGUAGCGAAGAGUUUCUUGGGAUUUACUGGAGGCGUAAUUUUGACAUGUAUCGUGUUUCUGUUGUUGCCACAGUUUUUCUCGAAACGGGGCAGGCAAGCCUUAAUGGCGUACGCUUUUAUUUUAGCGUUAACCGGACCGAUAAGGAAUACUAUACACAAUACUGCCGUGCUGUCAGAAUCAUUGGCUUGUGCACAAGAACAAUUAAGAGAAGCAGUAAAAACCAUCGUAGAUUUGGCGAAACAACCAUUUUACGCUCUACGACAAGCUAUAUCAAAAAUUAUAAAGACCGUUAAGGUCGUCGUGAAAAAAAUCAAGCAAACACUUAUUGCGAUUAAGAGAUUAGUGCUCAGUAUACUUAGAGUCAUUACUUCGGUAUUCCAAUGGCUUGGAAGCGUAAUAAAUAUGUGUAACAAGAAAUUAGGCACGCCUUACGACAGAUGCCAGAGUGUCUUCGAAGGAGCGGUUGCAGAUUGUAAAGCGAAAUUGGGACCGAUCCUAGGGACCGUUUGCAACAUAACUUAUAUAGUCAGUGCACUCUGCUACGUAGUGAAACCGUUAGACUUUAUUUGCAUGCUCGUCUCUUAUAUAGCUGAUACCGUAGUGGGUGUCGUACGCAAUAAAAUUAAGCAGUUUACGAUGCAUGUGAAAGCUAUGUUCUACGUGAAAGUUAAAUUCUCUCAUUCGUUUCAUUUUGAGACGAACCAAAGUAAAACGAUAGAAGAAGUUUCCUCGGGUAUUGCUACAGAAAUACGAUCGAGGAGUGAUAAACUCUUCGGGUUCUUCGACUUGGUCAGCUUCGUCACGUCAUUUUUCGUUUUCUUCAUUGUACUCAGGGUGUUGCAUUACCGCUACAAAUGGUUAACUAAUGAGCGUUUUGACAAUCGAUAUAUAACUGAUAAUCUGCGUACGAUUGAUUUGGUACGAGCUCGUCAAGACAAAGAAACGGUGUUGCCUUUGAAUUCACGAGAACGAAAUAGAUACGCGCCUCUAUCUUCCAUAAUGUUAAUCAAACCCGAAAAACAGAAAUUAGCGAGCAAUGUUAGAAACGAGAAUUGCACUUUUAAGGUCGAACGACCAAGCGUGGUGACCAUCCACGUAUCAGGAGAAGGAUAUCUGUCUGAACUUUAUACAAGUAUCGUAAAAGCGUUCACGCCUGGCGGGAAAGAAGCAGAAAUCGACACGAUGUUAUGUCUUCCUGAUCCGAUACCCCCUGAUACAGAUAAAUACGUUCAGAUCAUUGUCUUGAUAUUUUUCUGUUGGUCCAUGGCAUUUUUUGAACCAUACGGUUUGAGAUUGAGGCACAUCGUCAUGUCUCAGUAUUAUCCUGACAGGGCGAAGCAGAGAGCAGCUUGGUUGUACAAUCACAUUCUUAGAACGAGAGGGAGCUUUUUAAAAUUCGCCAGACGUCAGCUACGUCGGAAAUUCGGUCUAAUCAAAAGCGAAAAAACAGAAAAAGUAACUUUGAAGGAACGAUUGUGGGCAAUGUUCCCUUUUUUGAAUACCCUGUUCCCAUUGAAACAAAACGUUUGCCUUCUGUGCGGCGCAGUCGAACGUUCUGCGGAUAAUCCACAUAUUCGAUGUCCGACCCCUGGAUGCAUUGGAUUAUUCUGCGCACAGUGCUUCGCAGAUUUGCAGAAUUUAUGUACCAUAUGUCGGGCACCGAUGGAAUACGGCGACUUGUCCGAUAUGAGUGAGGAAAAGGACUCCUCGGAUGAUCAAUAUGAAAUACCAGUAAUAAAACCUGAAAUAAAAAAAGAAAAAGAAUUGGAAGUUAAGAAGGAAGAAGAAGAGGAAAGAGUAGAAGAAGAAGAAGUAGAAGACGAGGACGAAGACGAAGAAGAAGAUGACCGAAUAGAAGAUGAAGAAACAGAAGAAAAAUUGGAAGUUAAGGAAAGGGAAGAAAAGGAAAGAGUAGAAAGAGUGAAAGAAAAGAUUGAGGAAGAAGAGACAGUAGAAGAGAUCGAAAAAGACAUAGCUGAACAGACGGAAGACAAAUAUUUGAAAGAUUUAGACAGAAGUACCGAUUCUACUCUCAGUUACACGUAUCAAGAGGAAUCUCCAGAGGAAGUGGAAAUUGUGAAACGGCGAAAAUCGUUCAAAGACGUGGAAGCGCAGAAGAUUAGAGACGACGUAACAAUUCAAAUAUUUAACGAGCCAUUCAUAAGGGCUCCAUGCUCUAGCAGCGACUCGCCGACAUCAGGUUUCGUCGUCAGAGCGCGUAGAAAAAUUCGCGGCAAAUUGAAAAGUCGACCAUGUAGCACAGCAAAAGAUUCAGAUUCAUCGACUUCGAUAGCUGACACGGAAUCCUACUCGACCGAAGAUCUCGAUGAAGAAGAAAUAAUACACAUCGAGGUUGGCGACAGCUCGGAAGAAUUACUUCCAAGGAGUCGGAAGGAUAAACAGAAACUAAGUCGUAUAAAUAGAAUUGUCAAUGCGGUUGCAAGAAUUCCAUGGCUCGGUAAAGAAGUAUGAGUUAUCCUGAAUAUCUCUGAAUUUAUUUCAUAUUUUUAUAGUUCAGC